AUGGGCCGGGACCCGAAGAUAUGGGAGGAUCCUCUGACGUUUAAGCCGGAAAGAUUUCUAGAGAACGGGGAAGCACAUGGGUUUGAUAUGACCGGGACUCGAGAGAUCAAGAUGAUGCCCUUUGGAGCGGGACGGAGGAUGUGUCCCGGUUACAGCCUCUCGCUGCUUCACCUCGAAUACUUUGUGGCCAAUUUGGUUUGGAAGUUCGAGUGGAAAUGUGUGGAAGGUGAAGAGGUUGAUCUAUCCGAGAAGCAACAGUUCAUCACAAUGGUCAUGAAGAACCCUUUCAAGGCAAAUCUUUGUCCAAGGGGAAAGUGA
Messenger RNA from Thlaspi arvense, 318 nucleotides. NCBI's taxonomy places the organism in Eukaryota, Viridiplantae, Streptophyta, Magnoliopsida, Brassicales, Brassicaceae. The record is from the annotation of a GenBank genome assembly.